This is a messenger RNA of Drosophila bipectinata, 9964 nucleotides long. It is a transcript of the gene Ncoa6, whose product is annotated as Nuclear receptor coactivator 6. NCBI's taxonomy places the organism in Eukaryota, Metazoa, Arthropoda, Insecta, Diptera, Drosophilidae. The record is from RefSeq and is a predicted model, not a curated record.
CGAUUGGCAUCUCUGGCUGGAAAAUAAAAAUGGCGACAACUGGCUACCCCGAAAAUCGGUUGUUAUUGUUCGUGGAAUUUCUAUAAUUACGAGGAUUUUUGUACAAAAUAAGCAAGAAAAACAUAGCGCCCCAGCUUUAGCAAUAGGCUAAAAAGCAACCACGAACCUUUGACAACGUCCGUGUGCGAUUACCCAGAAGCCAAACGCUCGCGAUUCGUGUUAAAUUACCAUCCGAAUGUGCUGCCCAGAAACGAGAAAAAAAAUUCGGGCGCCUCUGAAAAGCAAUAUAUUAUCGUAGCGCCUCGAGUGAAAUGGAAAACAAUAAGGGCACAAAAGGCCGAAAAGAACUGUGAACGAUAAUCUGUUAGCGGGAACGGAUGAAUUUGGCCAGGAUUGGGGCUAGAAAAGUGACGCAGGAGGAAAAUCCGUAUCCCCGUAUCCGAAUCGGAAUCGCUAGCGAGCCCUGCCCGCGCCCCGCACGUUGCCAAUGUGUGUGUGCGUGUGUGUGUUUGUGAACGCGAGUGUGUGUGUUAGUGAGGCCUACUACUAAAAAAAAAAAAAGAAGAAAAAAAGUAGCAGCGGUGGAAAAUGCCCAAAAACAAUGUCGCAGAGGUUAAAUUGAGCGACGAAAACUAGUGAGUGAGCCCAACAACAACAACAACAACAACCACAACCACGAAUGGAUACAAUCGUCCCAAAACAAUACCCGGAACAAAGUGCAAAUCCAUAACAAAUAAUACAAAAUACAAGUUGAAUGUAAUGCCAAUAUGCAAUUGUUUAAACGCAAAGGACGCCACCUGAAGUAUCAUCUGCAUCGCGUUCGAAAGUCUCCCGUUCUAGAUGCGAAAAUUGAGAAGCGUUCUACCAAUUAAACCUACGACGCGUGCGAUUGUCGUGUGAUGAUAUGCCACUUAAACAGCAGCUUGAACCGUCACUGGUGCGGAUAUUGGUGUCGCUCCCCUGGGAUGCAGCUCAACGGCUGCGCCAAUUGGCCGCCGAGGGAAAUCCCGAACUGCGCGCCCUCAACAUUCAGUCCGUGCAGUUCGAGGGCGAUUCUGUGAUAACUUUGAAAGUUGGAGGACAGGAUAUUAAGAUAAUCAAGGAGAAUGUAAGCGAGACACUUGAGGCGGCUGGCUCGUCUUCCGGCAACAACAAGAGCCUGGUGGCUCUGUCCCCGAGUUUUGAUGGCCCCAGUACCAGCAAAGCUGCCUCCGCCUACCUGCAACAACAACAGCAGCAGCAGAUGCAACAGCGGACUGUGCAGCUGCCCCAAAAUGUUUCCAAUGAUGCAAUCUCAGUCCAGCAAAGGAGAGCGGGCCAGCAGAAGAUGCCGUCCCAGCAGACACCGCCAGUGUUCAAAUCGCCCAACACAGUGUGUCCCAUGGAAGGCAAAGUGCCCGUCCUGCUGCCGUCGCCAUCGGGAACACGGGAUUUCCCAUUCGAGAGCAUGCGACAGGCGCGCGUCCUGCAGCAGGGCAGGGAAACUGGUGUGGCAGGUGCCGGUGUCUUGGGACCGCCACUACCGCCGCCCAACGUGACGCUGAAGGUGCUGAAGAACCCGCCGCCCCAACAGCAGCAGCCGUCGCAGAAUGGCGAGCUGACACCGACAGGCAGCAAAUCUCAGUUCAUCCAGCCACCACCGCCGCCAUAUCCGGGAUUGGGAGCUACCACUGCCAACUCUGGCAGCAGCUCGCCCAUAGCCAUAGCUAAGCCUGCGAUUGUGCCCGCCUCCAGUCCGCUGCAGACCCAUCCUCCGCCUCCUCCGCAUCCUCAUCAGCAUUCACAACUCCCCCACCAGCAGCCGCUGCCUGCGGCAACGUCGACGGGCAGCAACAACAUUGCCAUAUCGUCGCCGCUGUUAGUUAACCUGCUGCAGAACGACGGCAAUGCCAUGUCGAACUCGAAUCCGAACCAGCUCAAGUCGCCGCAGCAACAGCAGCAGCAGCAGAUUGGCAUGAGUCCCAGCGGAGCGCAGAUGAUGAACUCUCCGAUGCGCUCGUCGGGUCCGGCGACGCCAAACGACUUCCUAAUGAGCGAUGUUCUCAGUCCGGUGGUGCCUUCCUCUCCAACAACUCCACAGACGCCGCAGGUGCCAUGCCCGCCAAACGUGGUGAUGCGGAGUCUGCAGCAGCAGCAACAGGCAAUGCUCAGUCCCAGCGGCAAUAGCAAUCAUUUGUAUACUCAACAGCAGCAGCAGCAGGUCCAACAACAACAACAGCAGCAGCAAAUACGCUUUCAACAGCAACAACAACAACAACAGCAGCAAAUGUCUCCGCAGGCCGUGGCUAUCCGGCAACAAAUGCAACGCCAACAACAGCAGCUGCGGUUUAUGCAACCGCAACAACAGCAGGCAUUGCCAGGGCAAUCACAACAGCAGCCACAGUUUCCCACUGCGCCUGAUUGCUUCAACAACAUGGGUAUGAACUCCAUGCAGCAACAGCAGCAGCUGAGACAGCAGGCGCAACUGCGACCCGGUGCUCUGCCUCUGGCUCCUCCGCCACCUCAUCCGCAGCAGCAGCAACAACAGCGGAUGAUGACGCUGCCCAUGCCACAAGCGUCGCCGCAACAGCAGCAACAGUUCAUGAGCGGGGCCUCGCCCCUGGGACCUGUACUAUCGCCUGCCUCCAGUCACCACUCGAUGCAUAGCCCGCUGAUGGCGCCGCAGCAGCAGCCCCAGCCGCAACAACAGCCUACGCCCGGAUCCUCUGUUCCCAGCGAGCUGGGACACCAUGUACCUGCAGCGCCGCCACCGGACUACAACCAGGCGGCAGCCAACUCUCGCUGGCCGCUGGCCGGGAUCAAUAAGCCGAUGGACUCGGCCACCAAGAGUAGUUUCCAGGAGUUCACCAGGUACCAGAUGCAGUACAAUCUCCAGCAGCAGCAGCAACAAGUUAAUAUGCCGGGGCAGCAGCAACCACAACAGCAGCAACAACCACAGCAGCAGCAGCAGCCAACUCAACAGUUGCCGACUCCUCAACAGCCUCAGCAGCAGCAGCAGCCGACGACACAGCAGCAACAGCAGGCUCAGGAUUCGCUGAUGUCCCUGUCUGUGCUGGAUGCCCUGACGACGAACGACUUGGACGCCUUGCUGCCAACUCUUAACUGUGAUCUGGACUCGACGUUAAGUCUGGAGGACAAGAACGAUCUCGAAUCGCUUUUGCAGGAUGCCAAGGAUCUAGACUUGGAUUUGAUAGACGAUAACCUGUCGGCGGUGGGGAUGGAUGUCGGCGAUGCGCUCAGCACGUUGCAAGAAGCUCCGUUAGAUCCCCAGCAUCAACAGCAGCAGCAGCAGGGUGGAGUGAUGCAGCAGCCACAAAUGAUGCAAAUGCCCUACCAGCAGCAGCAGCAGCCUCCACAACUGCAACAGCAGAUGAUCAUGCAACAGCAGCAACGGCAACAGCAGCUGCCGCAAAUGCAACAGAGGCAGCAACAGCAGCAGGUUCAGCGGCAAAUGCAGCUACAGCAGCAACAACAACAGCUCCAAAUGGUGCAGCGACAGCAGCAGCAGCAGUUGCAGGUGCAGGUGCAGCAUGCCCAGCCGCAACAGAGGCCGCCACAGAAACAGUUCAUAAUCAAUCCGCACACUGGCGACAUGGAACCAAUGGCCAGUGAUGACAGCGACACGGAGGCGGAACAGGAAACUGCCCAGCUGCAGUUCCGCUCCAGCAGUAACAACAUAUCCGGUGGGCUGAGCAGCUUUAGCUUCAAUCCCGCCAACGACAUGAUGCUGCCCACCAAUCUGUUUUCCGAAGAGGACUCCAACUCCGCGCAACAACUGCCAAUGGGAAUCAGCAGUGAUCCGGAGCGGUCCCGUGACUCGAUAGCCUCCAACAAAUCGGCCACGAGUCGGGCAAGGAAAACCCCAGUGCUGAAGGCAAAUCACAGCAACCUGAUGGGCGGGGAGAACUCGCCGCGAUCCAGCAACAGUUCCCCGCUUAUUGGACUGAACUCGCCCCAGUCGGUGACGGCAACCAUUGGAGGGGCGGCCAGUAAGAAGGCGAAGCCGAAUCUGCUGCGCGAGAAGCUGCAGCAAGGUGUUAAGGAGCGCAAGGCGAAGGAUGCCACUGCCACCCCGAAGCCGAAACGAGAACGGGCGAAGGGCAACGCCAAGACGAAGGCGGCCGAGGAGAAGCUGAAGCUGCGCGUGAAGCUGGACAAGGUUGACACCGAAGGGCCGCUGCUCAUCAACCAGCAGCCGCAUCAACAGCCACAGCAGCAGCAGCAACAGGCUUUGGUGAGCAACAACCACUUGCAACAGCAGCUGCCCAUGCAGACGCAACUGUUGACGUUGCCAACACAGCAGCAUCCCCAGCAGCAGCAGCAACAGAUGCAACAGACGCCGAUGCAGCAACAGCCUCAGCAACAACCACCUCUAUUGCAGCAGCAGCAACAGACUAUCCAGCAGCAACUGCAACACACAGUUGGUGGCAACUUUCAGCCACAACAGCAACAGCAGCAGCAGCCUGUACCGGGCCUCAACGAACCGCGUGUGCCUCCCCUGCAGAUCCGACUGCGUGGCAAGAACCAUGUAGUUGUGAAGAACACUCGCAAGGAUCGCAAGAAGGGCCAGAACCAGGAGGCAGCUGGUGAUGAGCGGCAGUUGAAGCGCAGCUACAGCGACCAGCCGCAGCAGCAGCUACUGUUGGAGUCCAUAGCGGAUAACAAGCAAACCAAGCUGACGCCUCCGGCCCACAUCAAUGGGUUGCCCCUGCUGAUACAGAAGACCACGACACCCACAGCCUUGCCGCAGCAACUGCAAACUGGAGGACCGGCAAACACCAAAACCAGGACCAUUGUGGCGGGCAAGAACGGGCUGACAAUCAGUGCCAUCGUGGAGGCGCACAAGGCGCAGGCACAGGCCCAGUCGCUGAGUGAUUCCCAGAUGAUUGUGGGCUCCUCCAACACGGGCACCACGCCGACGCCCGCCACCUUGCAGCAACAGCAGCAGCAGCAGCUGAGCAAGAUCGCCACCUCCCUGCCCAGCAGCAUCACCCUGAGUGCCAUCAACAGCAACAACAACAACAAUUCGAAUAGCGGCAACAACAACCGGCUGCUGACGAUGAAGAAUCCGAUCAAGACAGCGGCGACGAUCACGCCCAUCGUGGGUGGCAAGCCGAUGACAAAAAACCAUAAGCCGCCGCCAUACAUCACAGCCGUGCAACAGCUGCAGCUGCAGAAGCAACAACAGCAGCAACAGCAACAGCAGCACCAGCAGCAGCAACAACAGCAGCAGCAACAGCAGCGACAACUGGCGGCGGCCGUAACCAUGUUGCCCAGUGCGACGACUCUGAAGCGAGUUGAGAUCACAAAGGUUACUGCAGAGCAGGCUCCCAUCUUGACUUCAUCCCCGGCAGCAGCAGCAGCAGCAGCAGCGGCAGCGGCAACGGUGGCAGCUGCAACAGCAACACUAACCACAUCGUCGUCGACGACCACAACGCAAACAACUCAGCUGAUCUGUGAUAGAAAGUUGCCAGUCUCCAUCAACAAUGUGGUGGUGGCCACCGUGAAUCCCGCCUCCGUUUCCGUCUCCGCCCCGAUCUCCACAUCCAUCUCCUCCUCCACCGCAUCCUCGGUUGCGUCCGUAACGUUGGCUUCAGCAUCAGUCUCAGUUUCGUCGACGUCCAGCACCUCUACCUCAUCCCCGGCAGCCUUGCCCAGCACGCUGCGGAACUCGCCCGCGAGCAAUGGCAGCGGCACGCCAGGCCAUGGGAACAACGGCGGUGGCGAGGAUAGCGGAAUCGAGUCCAUGGAUGCCCUCUCCGAGAAGAGCCCCCACCAGCUCUCCUCCAGCAGUCCCAUCCAGGUUACCAAGGUGGUGCAGCAACAGCCCCAACCGCAGGUGACUACCCUGAGUGGCACAACAGUGACGGCGGUGACAACGCCAGUGACUGCGCCCAGCUCUACGACGGUGACAGUGACUGGAACUACUGGGUCGGCGGCCACGGCAGGCAGUUCCUUGCAGCAGCAGCAGAAGCAGCAGGCGGACGACGAAAUCGAGAAGGCGCUGGCCAAGAUGGAGGGGGGACUGAACGAGGACUUCGAGGAGAUUGCCUCCAGUGCGGGGACGGGGGGCUUUCUGAACAACAUGGAGAACUCCCUGCCGACAACAACUGUGGCACCAGCAACCACCACGAACACAAGCACCGUCAAGCUGAACGGCGAACACCAUAUACUCGAACAUGAUGAUCUCAUCAAGAAACUCACAGAAAGCAAGCAGCCGGGCCGGAUGGAGGUGCGUGUUAAAGUGGAAGAGAUUCCGCCGCUGCUGAGCAUCAAGAAGGAGCCGGCCAACCUGAAACCAGUGGUGAAGAUGGAAGUCAAAGUGGAGCAGAAGGCAGGGCCCAAAGCCGAGGUCAAGCAGGAGGAGAAGGCGCCGUCGGAGAAGCUUCAUCCCGAGACGAAUGCCGUGUCCUUGCAGCCCAUUUCGAUUGAGAUACCCGCCCAGGUGGACGGAGAGUCGCCGCGGAUUAGGACGCGGGCCAGCAGUCGCCUGGAGAGUCCCCUGGACGCGGCCAAAGCCAGUCCAGAAGCCACUGCUACUGCAGCCGCCACGCCUGGCCUCGCCAAGAGCCUGUCCCGUGCCUCGUCCAACGCCAGUCCGAGAACCGUAGUCACACCCAUUCCCAACCACAAUAACAACAACAAACGACGGCGACCGGAGUCCGAGUCCGAGCCGGAAGCGGCCGAGAGCAAGCGUCAGAGGGUGAGCAGUGGAAACGGAACUGCCAGCAACAACUCGGUAGCGACCGCCAACAGCACCAGCUCCAAUCCUGCUGAGGCUGGGGCGGAGACCAAUGCCGGUGGCGGAACUGUGCUGAACAAGAAGAUAGAGAUUGAGUCCUCGGAUUCGGAUGAGCCGCUGAUCGAGGUGGCUGGCAAGGUGCGGAACUCCAAGCAGGCGCAGGUGGAGGUGAACGAUGCCGCAGCCACGGCGGCCACCCCUGGGUCAGUUGUGGAAAAGCAUGUGACGCGUCGGAAUGCCCAGCAGCAGCAACAGAACAAAACGAACAAUAAUGCUGCAGGUGCCACUCCAGCACUCGGAAAUCCGCGAACAGUCAAGGCCCAAGUGGCAACUGGAAACGCCUCGGCCGCCAGCAGCAACCACAGCAGCAAUGCCAACAGUCCCAGUGUGCCGAAUGCUUCAGUUGCCGCUACGACUCCGGGAGGAGCUGUGGUUACCACAGCCCAAAGCAACAGUGGCAGCGUGCCCAACGUGGUGCAUGCGACUCGUGGAGCCACCGCCGCGGCAGCCAGUACCACCAACUCGAACCACAAUGCCAGCAACGCCACCUCACCGUCGGACGAGAAAAUCGGGACCCGGCGAAGUGUGCGAGCCAGUGCGGCGGCUAACAAGAUCAUUUAUGCCCGGAGCAAUGCGGCAGCGGCCGCACAUGCGGCAGAGUCGAAGGGAACGCCGGGCAAGGCUGGAGCUGCCGGUGGAGCCAACAGUGUGAGCGCCGGUAUUGUGGCUGAGAGUGUGGCCGAGGCGAGGCGGAAAACCCGCAGUGCAGUCAUUGGCGAGUCCAUGUUGACCGAGGGUCGCCGGAGAAGAACGUCGCGUGACUACAAGUGACCAGAGUUUUGCGCCUUGGCUAAAGGCUUGAACAAUCCUAGCGAUGCCCCCGAGGACGAUCUGCUGGAGCUGUUCGAGGACUUUGAGCAGCACCAGCAGCCGCAUCAGCAGCAACAGCAUCAGCUGGAGAUCAGCAGCAGCAUCAGCGGCUUUCCUUUAGCUUUGGCCGAGGCGCAGGAUGAAGAGGACGGUGACGAGGGAACGAUCGGGUAUGAGGAUUUUUCGCGCGCAGCUGGUGGCUACAUGGAGGAAGCCGACCACCUGUUAUCCUAUCACAGCAGCAGUAGUGCCGCCGAUGUGGAGGUGGAUGUGGAACUGCCGGAGCUGUCCAAUGCUACGGCGCUGGACUGCGGCAACUUUGUCGACUAUGAUGAGUUCAACCUGUGUCUGAACAACAUCCUCAGCGAGGAGGACGACGAGACCGGCGGCACUAGCGGUGGCAUUGCGACCAAAGACCAUCAAGCCUGGCGGGAGACCGACGAGGUACUCAACAUCGUACAGCUGAACACCGACCUGGGUCUAAGUUUUCAGGAUGAGCAGCGCUCCGGCAGCAGCAGUUCCCCGCAACUGGUGUAGGGAGAACCGAUCCAGUUGUAUAUAGAACUGAUACCGAACGCUUUCGAUGUAGUUUGUAGUUGACGAUUUUGUACAGUUAGUGAUAGCCACAAGUUGCAAUAAUGUUGCGUCUCGAAGCGAGCAACAUCACACACCCAGACACACACAAUCACACCCACACAAGGGCUGCAAGCGCCUGAACACUAUGCUUUCCGUAUUGGCUCCUCUGUUUCCGAGCAUUCUACUACCUACUGCUACCACUCUCCGAGAUCCACCCAUUGGAAUGAUUUGCUAGUCAAGUGAAACAGGCAAUUAAAUGUAUAGCUCAGAAGAUAAAAUUUGAACAAAUUAGUUGAGUACGUACCAUAUUCGAGAAGCUCCCAUUACCACUAUACACCACUAUCAUAAUGUAACACUAGGCGAAGUAGUUGGCUGAGUAGCAUCAUCCGACCUCCAGGCCCACUCUCUCUCUCACCCAACCAGCAUAGUUUAAUUUGAAAAAAAAAAAUCUGAUUUCCAUGAACCGCUCUGUAAAUAUUUUGAUUCUAAUAGUUGCUACAUGAACACAUUUCUAGCUUUAGGUUGUCUUAGUUAAGCGCGUUGCGACAAGUCGAAAGUCUACAUAUAUAUAUUAUAUAGAAGGCGAUCCAUCGGAGGCGAUGGAUCGGAUCAGAUCAGAUCAGAGCAGGCCGCACGUUUACUUUAGGUUUUAUAUAUCUUUUUUGUAACAUUUAACAUAUGAGAAUACAGUACAGUACAUACAGAUAUAGCCUAUUAGUUUCUGUAAGCUUGCGUUGUUUCGAAAAUUUGUUUUUUAGUUUUAAAUGCUCUAGCCUAAGGACAGUAAUCUUAACGCGAAUUCUUUAACAACAAUAUAUGCACAUGGAAACCUAUGCAAUAAGUUAGUCAAGAAAUGUAAAAAAAAAGCCAAGCACCAGAAAAUGAAAUCGAAAAAAAAAAAACAAAAAAUAAUGAGGAGAAAAUGUGGAAAAUACUGAGAAUCAGUCGCCUAGUACUUGUCGUUUUGCAAAGUGAAAGAUCAUAUAUAAAGAUAUAUAUAUAUAUUAUAUAUAUACAAUAUACAGAAACGAACCGUAUAUAAUGUUAUAUAUUUUGCAUACACAAAACACACAAGAAAAGGGAUACACAAAUAAAACAAAACAAAAAAAAGAAGUUGUAUUGUAUAUAAGGCAGGCUCUAUUUUUGCUAAAUGUUAUUUGAACAAAUAGGGGAAACAAUGAGUAAAGUAAUUGAAGCAAAGCAAAGGCAAAGCGCUAGACAAAAAAACACAAAACAACAUUAUAUAUAUUUCUUCACACGCAUAUAUAUAUAUUGUUCAAUAUUAUUAUUAUCUUAUAUAUAUAUAUUGUAUGAUUGCUAAAAUAAUUCUUUUGAUACUUUGUACAUGUUUACUUUAAAAAAACAAGGCAAAACCAACCGUAGGCGUAUGUAAAGCCCGAACCCUUAGCAUAACUUACAUAUAUGCAUCUAGUACCGAUAAACCUAUAUAGAAGCCGAACUCAUAACAGCUCCAUAGCCUCAUAGCCCCACCAGCCACACAGUCCUGUAAUAUUCAAAAUUCAAGCAUAUUUAGUGAGCCUUGUUUAAUCAGCCUCGGUGGUCAGCCAUCAAUAGGUCCGCAGAACACACCACACCAUUAAUGGAAAAGUUGUAUAAAUCGUAUAAAUAAUUUACAUACUGCUAAAUAAAAAAAAGAAAAACAAGAGCAACACACAACCACAACACACAUUAAAAAUAUUAUAUAUAUAUAUAUAUAUAUAUUUAAAUGCAACCACACAAGAUGAACAACAACAAAAAACGAAAGUGUCUUAAAAA